This is a messenger RNA of Akanthomyces muscarius, 462 nucleotides long. RefSeq lists its product as uncharacterized. Gene Ontology annotation, biological process: quinate catabolic process. The transcript has a single exon. Bases 1 to 462 code for a protein of 153 amino acids. The record is from RefSeq and is a predicted model, not a curated record. Gene Ontology annotation, molecular function: 3-dehydroquinate dehydratase activity. Lineage: Eukaryota; Fungi; Ascomycota; Sordariomycetes; Hypocreales; Cordycipitaceae.
AUGUCACGACGAAUCUUGAUCAUCAACGGCCCAAACCUGAACCUUCUUGGCACCCGCGAGCCACACAUCUACGGCUCUACCACGCUCGACGACGUUAUCGCGCUGGCCAAGUCCCAAGCCAAGGGCCUCGACGCCGAAAUUGAGGCAUUUCAGUCAAAUCACGAGGGUGCCAUCGUGGAUCGACUCCAUGCCGCCCGAGGCGUGGUCGACGUCGUCGUCAUCAACCCGGGCGCUUACACACAUACAAGCGUCGCAAUACGCGAUGCGCUGCUAGGCGUUGAGAUUCCGUUUGUGGAAAUGCACAUCUCCAAUGUCCAUGCAAGGGAGGAAUUCAGGAAGAAGAGCUAUCUGAGCGACAAGGCAGAGGCUGUCAUUUGCGGCCUGGGCACGUUUGGCUACACGGCCGCUGUUGAGUUUGCGGCCAAGCACGUCAAGCUGAAGAGCAAAAAGGCGCAUUUGUAG